This is a messenger RNA of Aspergillus welwitschiae, 1439 nucleotides long. RefSeq lists its product as uncharacterized. Gene Ontology annotation, biological process: mitotic sister chromatid segregation. Gene Ontology annotation, cellular component: chromosome passenger complex; chromosome, centromeric region; spindle midzone. The transcript has 3 exons. The record is from RefSeq and is a predicted model, not a curated record. NCBI's taxonomy places the organism in Eukaryota, Fungi, Ascomycota, Eurotiomycetes, Eurotiales, Aspergillaceae. Bases 132 to 1295 code for a protein of 387 amino acids.
CUCCGUCUUUCGACUUCCAUCCCUUCCGUCCCCAAUUCGUCCACACAACACAUUCUACGCAAUACAGCUCACCUAUCACUUCCUCUAUCGCUCUUAUCCACCACCCAUACGGCUACUCACGAUUGCGCCCAAUGACUUCACUCUCUGCUAAACGCAAGUCUCCCGAAGACGCGUCCCACAAUGACGAAGCAAGGACACCUACGAACAGCCCUCCUCGGAAGAAGCUUCGUAUUACCCGCAGACAAAAGCAAGCCCUGAUUGACAACCUGCAGCUCGAACUUACCGAGCGCGCCCGCAAACUUCGCGCACAGUAUGCCCUCCAGGCGAACGAUCUUCGGGCACGGAUUGAAAGACGUGUCAAUCGGAUUCCUGUUGCCCUUCGCAAGGCGACAAUGGGCGAGCUGUUGGAGAAACACAUGGCCUCUCUUCGGGCCCAACAGGCGAAUCCCUCUCCACGGAAACUUCUCAGCCCGGCCAAAGCGUCAAGGAGUUUCAGAACCGUUUCUGUGAGCCCCAAUGUGCGCAAGGCCUCUGCUGCGAGCCCUAGCGCCCGCAGAGUCAAGAAGCAAAGCCACGGAGAAAUCUAUUCCGACAAGGAAAACGCCCCUGCAGCUGGCGAACAGCUCGAUGUCCUCAAGAACCCAAAGAGACGUGGACCUGGUGCCGCUGCUGGUACUUCGCGUGUUGUGUCCCAAGAGAUGAGGGGUGCAGACUACAGAAUCCUAUCUCCCAAGACGUCCAAUUCCAGAACAUAUCCGCACUCGCCGUUACGCGCCUCACCCGAGAAGCCAACGAACUCUUCCUACCUUGCAAGACCCAUGUCGCCUCUGAAACCCACCAGCCCACUCAAAUCCACAUCAGCUAGCAUUCCUGCACUGGCAGACAACGCUCGCAUUAGGCCAGUCAAAAAUACUUCCACCUCGAUUAAGGACAACCGCCCCCCAUCACAGGCUAAGAGACCCGCCAGCCGAGCCGCCACAGCCACUAGCAAGACUACGCGCUCACCACUUCCAAGGCCCGCGACUCGCCAGCUCGAACGCAGAGGCAGUGUGUCAUCGUCCGCAUCCUCCGGAACAACCGUUGCCAAGCCAACAAGGACAGGUGCCGGUGCCCGGAAGGCAACGACAGCAUCGACUUCAAGCGCGACCGCGAAGAAGACAACAGUCGCCCGGAGCCAAGCAACUUCGGCCACCGCGAAGAGAAACACAACUUCGGCCACCAGCAAGAGGGCUCCCACUCCUGCCGGUGGUGAAGCUCCAACUGCGGCUCGUAGAGUCCUUCGGAAACGCGCAUAAGCGCUGUACUCUCAACUCAAAUUAACCCUUUUGAAUUAGCAUGUUUCGUUUCAAUCAUUGGCUUAUCUGCAGGGAUAUGGAGUAAAAAGGGGUGUAUUAUCUCUGGGCGGGAUUAUAAUAUGGAAGGAUAACCGGUGUACAAAU